This is a messenger RNA of Penaeus vannamei (Pacific white shrimp), 418 nucleotides long. NCBI's taxonomy places the organism in Eukaryota, Metazoa, Arthropoda, Malacostraca, Decapoda, Penaeidae. The record is from RefSeq and is a predicted model, not a curated record.
CUCACAAACAACCCAUACCAACUCCUCAAGCAGUGCGUCCGCAACGAAUAUUCCUUUGAUGGAAACAAAUUCAUCGCCAAGUCAACUGGCAUCAACGCUGACGGUAACCUCAUGAAGCGCAACGGCCAGAUUCUCCCCAUGCCUCUUGGAGACCCUCACCUCUCCGUCGACUACGAAGGAUCUUGGAUCGCUCCCUAUGUCAUCCUCGACACGGAUUACGAGAACUUCUCGUGCAUCUACUCCUGCACCGAAUACAACUUCGGAUACUACUCCGACUUCUCCUUCAUCUUUCCCGCUCGCCAAGCCUUUCUGACCAAUACCUGAGACGCUGCGAGGCCGCCUUUAGGGAGAUCGGCGUCGACGUCUCUCGUUUCGCGAAGACAGUCCAGGGUUCUGACUGCCCUUAUGACACCCAGAA